This is a messenger RNA of Monosiga brevicollis MX1, 1746 nucleotides long. RefSeq lists its product as uncharacterized. Gene Ontology annotation, biological process: mitochondrial magnesium ion transmembrane transport. The transcript is spliced from 2 exons. Gene Ontology annotation, cellular component: mitochondrial inner membrane. Gene Ontology annotation, molecular function: magnesium ion transmembrane transporter activity. NCBI's taxonomy places the organism in Eukaryota, Choanoflagellata, Craspedida, Salpingoecidae. The coding region runs from base 1 to 1746 and encodes 581 amino acids. The record is from RefSeq and is a predicted model, not a curated record.
AUGGCGGCUGAAGAGCGCAUGACACUGGAUGUGGACACCAUCCUAAGGAGUCCUCAAACACGAGUCACUACGCUUCCCUCAGCGGACAGCAGCCAGGAUCAAAGCCGUGAGGGCCCCUUUGAGAGCGUUGUGGACGUUGUUGAUCCGCCUACCUCGACCACACAGGACGGUGGUGAUGCUAGUCCAUCCACCGCACACCACCAGCGCUCACAAAGGCCGCUUUCCUUUGUGGGAAGCAUGGAUGAGGAGGAGCUGGCAAGCAGCGGCGACUUUGGACCCACAGCAGCAGAUACAACGGGGCAUGGCCUCAGUCAUUCCCUGGCCAACAUAACCUGGGACUUUCCCACAGCCAACGGCCCUCCUCAUGAGCAGGAUGAGCAAGGGACACCAGCCACCCGCCCCGUCAGUGUUGUGGUGCAAGAUGCUGAAGUGGCACCUGCUGCGCCUUGGACCGCCAUACCAGCUUCCAAACGACAGAAUGACUCGUCCAGCAAUGGUAAUGGCAUGGGUGCCAUCAUCCAUUGUGCCGUCAUUCAUCCCGAGGAUGAUCACUAUCGCCGCGAAUUCAUGUCUCGCACCAAGCUGAGGCGGUACAUUCAGCGCUGCAUCGACAACGAUGCAUCGCUCAUGGCAGAGAAUCACCGCUCUCAGAAGCGCGUUCGUACCAUCAAUGCAGCCGCCGCGGCCGCUGCCAAUGAGGCCACCAUGCCGCUGGGCGCUAGCUUGGCACCUCCGACUGGUGCAGCCAACCCUACCCUCUCCGUAGCGUCCGCUCCUGCAGACCCCACCGCCCCCACGAUUUCUAGCCCGCUCUCCCGGGCCGGGGGACGAUCAGCCCAGGGGGCUGGAGGCAAGGACACCGAUGGCGUGCCACAGCGUAUCGAGAUUACUUCUCGGGACAUGCGCCAGCUAGACACAGCCACAGCCACAUCUUCAGAGCCCUUCAUUCGGGUCCGGCGCGGCGCUAUUUUGGUCAAAAUGGGGCCUUAUCAUGCUAUUGUCACGCGACGCGAGCUGCGCAUGUUGCUGCGCGAUGGCGCCGACGAAGCGCUCGGCCGCGUUCUGAAUUGCUUGCCCAUUUCUGAGAGUGGCUCGUUGCCCUUUGAGCUGGCCGUGAUUGACGUACUGCUAACCAGCUGUAUCGAGAUGCUCAGUGAUCGUGUCCGCAACAUUGAAGACAACUCAACAUCCACCUUGCGCGCCAUUCGCAAGCAAAGCGCUUCUCAAGAGCUGGAAAAACUGCGUGACCACAAGGCCGAGCUUCGUACGCAGAUCAUGCAAGCCCAGCGCCUACACCGAGCCAUUGACGAUGUGUUGGAUGACGACAAUGAACUACUCUUCAUGCAGUUGACCCGCAUCGUGCAGGAACCGCUCACGUUUACUGAUGCUAUGCAAGAUGAGCAACGCAAGCGUGAGCUCACCGAAAUCACAGAGGCGCAGAUGGAAGAUUACCUCCAACGCCUCUCCGACCUCCUCAUGCGACUCGACCUCGUGUCUCAACGCAUCGAGUUCUCCGAAACGACCGUCACUUUCAAACUUGAUACCAUGCGGAAUCGUCUUCUCGCCAUCGGCAUGUUUCUCAAUGUGCUCACGGCCAUUCUUGCCGGCGGCGCGCUAAUUGCUGGCUUUUUCGAUCGACCAUUCUUUCCGCUUCGACCGACCCCAAAGCUCAACCCUGGCCUGCCCAAUUCGACAUGCAGGCAUGAACCUGAAGAAUGGCUACGAAGAUUCCAACUCCAAGUUUGA